Messenger RNA from Xyrichtys novacula (pearly razorfish), 6439 nucleotides. Lineage: Eukaryota; Metazoa; Chordata; Actinopteri; Labriformes; Labridae. The record is from the annotation of a GenBank genome assembly.
AAUAUAUCAUAGUGCUCUGCAUAUACAGUGAUAUACAGUAAUUAAAUUAACACUUACAUGACAACUUAUGCUAUAUUUUAGUUUAUAAUUGUAGUUAUAUUGUUGGUUUAGUCUUUAUUGACUCAAACGACUGUAACAUAAGAUGUAAUAUAGUCUUAUUGGAUGACAUACAGCACAGAGGUCUCUCAAGAUGGCUGCCAUGCCUUUUCUCUGAGUCUUUUGCUCCUUUCAAUCCAACAAAAAUCUGAUUAAUCACACAGAGGACCACUAGAUCAACUUUGAAAUCUGGUCAGUACAGAAGUCUGGAGUGUAUAAAGUGCACUCUGAGAAAGUUUGUGCUGUAAGGAACUCUGUAAAUUUCAACAUUGCAACCCGCAGAUUGGAGGCUUUUGGGCCUGCUAGGCCUGAGACCUACUCCUUAUCCUCACAUUAACAUCUGCCUUUGGGAGUUAUUGUGCCUCCAAAAGCUAAAACAGUGACUGAUGAUGAUGUUGUGACCAUAAGUACACUAACCCAGUUAUUUGAUCAACAGAGGGAAUUCUACAAGGAAAUGCUACAACAACAAGAAAACUUCAAGCGUUUCAUUUAAAGUAUCUUUGAUGGAAAUACAAAAAGGCUAAAUGGAGUCAUCAAAGAUGUCCAGGAGCUAAAAACAAGCCAACAAUUCAACCAGGGAAUCACUGAGGAUAUGAAACCUGGAUAUCAGGUUUUGACUACAUUGAAAAUCUGUCAAGAAGAUCAAAUCUGAUUGAUGGGAUUGCAGAACAGAAGGAAGAGAAACUACAAGUGGAUUAGAAAUGAAGAUUCAACGCAUUCUAUGUAAAAACUUGGGUCUCGAUGGAUCAAACAUUGAGAUUGAGAGGCCACACCGUGUUGGGCCACUUCCAGAAAGGCCGAAAGCCCAAAAAGACAGCUGUGAAGUUUCUGAAAUUCAAAGAUGGUCAACGUAUCCUCUCUUCUACCAAAAAACUGAAAGGUACCAACAUUCAUACCAAUGAGGGCUUUUCAGAUGUCGUGCAGCAAAGGAGAAGGGAACUUCUGCCCAAACUGAAAGCUGCCGAAGAAAAAGGAGACAGAGCAAGUUUAAGGUAUGAUAAACUUAUCAUUUGGCCUGCAAAUGGUCAGGGUAACAGUCAGAAUAACUGGUGCAGUAAAUCUUGCAGUUCUCAUUCAGAUUUCAUUGGUUUUAUUUUUAUAAAUAUGUCAUCUCUAUUUGUAAAUCGGCCACAGAAAGGAUUGGUUUUAACUCAUUUAAAUAUAUGCAGUCUCAAAACAAAAUAAAGGAAAUUACAAGAAUCUGCUCCCCAGGCAAUAAUAAUGUUUUGGCCUUGUCAGAAACAGUCCUAGACUGCAGUUUUGAGGAUGAACUCCCAACUCACUGUUAAUGGAUACGGUCUAUAUAGAAGAGACAGAAAUCAAAAUGGUGGAGGAGUUGCAUUUUUUGUAAAGGAAAACAAUGCUGUAACCCUUAAAUCUGAUUUAAUGUGCGGCAACAUAGAAAUUAUAUGGCUACAGAUUAAUCUUCCAUUUAAUAAGCCAAUACUGGUUGGUUGCUGCUACAGACCUCCCAGAUUCAAUGUACACUAUUUCCAAAAGCGGUGUGAAAACAUGAACACGGUUUCAGAUCAAAAUACGGAUAUCUUUCUUCUUGGUGAUCUUAAUGUAGAUUGGUCUAUGCAUAAAAGAUUGACGACCAUGGCAAAUGUGCGCAAUCUCAAACAGGUUGUGACACAAACCACACGGAUCUCAGUAGACAGUGCAUCUAAAUCAACAUGCAUUGUCCACAUUUUCAUGAAUUGUGUUCUCAAGCGGUUUCUGUUGUUGUUGUAAUUAGCUUUGAAAGUGCCAGAGAUGAAUUUUGUUUCCUUUAGACUAAUGGACAGAGCAAAGAUUGUCCUGUUUUCAGUUACAAGGCUACUGGAUUUCCCCUCAAGAAGACAAGAACGAAAGACAAUGAAAAGAGAAGAACCACUUUUCUUGGCUCUUCUCCUCACCCCUGUCAAAAUCAGAAGUUGAGUGUUAAGCCUCGUGUUGGAUAUACAGUAUUUGCAGCCAGAAAAUUUUAAAUGGUAAAGAUUCAUUGGCACCUUUACUGAGCCACCUGUCAGUUGCUGAAUUCAACAGUCAGAGGCAUCAAAUGUUUCUAUCAUGGGACUCACCAGCAUUAUAAAUCUAAGCUCAUGGAAAAGUACCGGUGGGCCCUGUGCUGCACUCAUUGACUUGGCAGCUCACUUGCUGUGAAACCACUAGUGGUACUUGAGAUUCCCAGCGUCGACAUGAUGCACAGUGUAGGUAUCAAUGACAGUGCUAUGUUGUGAAAUGGCCUGGGUCCCUAUUAGCCAGCAGCUGCAUAGUACAUCACAGUAUGUAGGCUGAUCGCACAUGCCCACUAUACACAGAGCAUACUAUAGCAUUGACAGCCUACAGAUGUUAAGCAGCUUUGAGUCACAUUUCUAUCCCAACAGGGUGUCAGUUUCCCUGCAUAGGCUGUUUGUUCCUGACUUGGAGCAGAGCAUGAUCCAUGUUUCCUCCUGAUCCAUGGCGCCACCUCUUUCUUGGAAGAUGGAAACCUGAUGAAUUGGAGUAGGGCAGCAUGACCCCCUGGGGUUGUGAUGAUGAUCCUCAAAUGUUUACAAGUCUCUUGAUUGGUCAAAUGCAACAUAUGUAGGCACUAAUACCUUUAAUGUUAUGGUAUGUUGUAGUUUUAAUUCCUGGUAUAGUUUCAAUUUGUUUGAUACGCAUUGUAAAGAUUUUGGAAUAGGCUAUGGUAAAAAGUAAAAUGGAUGUAAUUAAAGAAAAAUAAGAUCCUUGUUUGCUUAUUUAUUUAUGGGUCUGUAACUAGCCAAAUACCAACUACUUUGCAACCCAGUUGGGCUAUUUUGGAUAGACUAUGACUUUGUAUGGGGAUGCAAUGAAAUUUUCUUAAACAGUAUCUUAAAUUAUCUAGUCUGAUGCCAUGUCUGUUUGAUAUAAUGCAGAAUGACCUAUUUUGUUGCUCUGUAGGGCCUAAAAUCCAAACCAUAAAGAAACUGGUCUCAGGCUAAAAGAAGCUGGACCCUUUAAACCGUCUAUUUGGUAAACACGAUCUUACUUUUAGCUCUCCACUGAGGUUCUAUCACAUGAUUUCUGGGGUAUUGAAAUUCAAAUCUUUCAAACACUUGUCUCUUGCUGCUUUUGGAGCUGGCAGCACCCAGUGUUGGUGAGUGGAAUUUUAAAACUACCUUGCACAGCCAAGGAGCUCUUGAAACGCUUUACCAAGAAGGGUGUGCUUUCACCAGAAUCAAGUUUUGUAUUCAAUCCAACACAGGAACAGAUAGAAAAUGUUAUUGUUGUAGAAUUUUACCAAAGUUUAGAUUAAGUUUUGGUAGGUUGUGGUUAAAUAAGGCACCCAAUGUAUAGAGCAUUUACACGCUAAAAAGUCAACACUUUUCCCAGAAUCCUUCCACUCUUCUCUGCUGCUUCAUUGGCUGUCAUGAUCAAGGAGUCUCCUCAAUGAAAAAGAACCCCCUAUAAGGUUUGUAGACCAGACUGUACACGGCUUUCUUUGUUUGGGUGGUUCUAUUAUAUGUGAGAAAAGUUGAAAAAAAGUUGUGCUGCACUGUUUGCAAGGGGGUCCACAUCAAACACAGUAUGAAAUAUGGACGUAUUCACCGUGACUCAUCAGUUCCUGGAGCUCAAAAAUUGUGGCCACCAUAUUUGAAAUGCUGACCCAUCCAGAUUUUCUGUCAAUCCAGCAAAAGACAAAGAGGUGGGUUUUUAGGCCCCUAGAUGUCAUAGCUACUAUGUACCCACGAGUCAGACAAGUUUUCCACCUCCCUAACUUUGCCUAAUGAUGCAGAACAAAUGAGUGAAGACAUUGCCUCCUUACACUCAGUACCUUCAUGCACAGUUAUGUCAGGAAAUGCAGUUUAACUAGACUACUGUCCUUGUCCCAGUUUACACGCACCAAGCAAGAACUGAAUAAUUAACAGAAGCGUGUCUGCCUCUGCUAAGAUGGGUGGUGACAUGCCCCCCUUUAGCUUCCCGCUGUUGACCAGUUACAUAUGGAAACAGUCAGCAAAAUACAUUAGAGGAGGCUAACAGAAUUCACACCGAACAAUGAAAAUGCUGUCUUUUUUACAACUCUGUACACUUUGUGAAAUCAUUUUUGUCUUUUUUUACUUCCUUUCUUCACCUGUUGAGACUUUGUAUACCUCCAAACAAGACAUGCACGCUAUUCAAUUUCCAUUCUCAAAGCCUGCUGGAGCAAGUUAGUCCAACUAUGAGGAGCUCCAGAGUAACAAAGGCAACAUGAAACCUAUCAAGAGACUUAACUCAUUGCACAAGUGUUGGCAAUAUUAGCAUGGUAUGUCAUGGUCUAGUCUGUCAUAGUCAGUACUUUUUUGCCAGAAAACAGGCUCUGUUGUUGUGAGUUGAUAAGAUAAGUUGAUCUGUCUUUAUGGAGACACUUGGGUUGUUGAAAUAAGUCAAAAUAACAUAAAAAGGGAAAAGAAGAGAGAGAAAUUAAGUCGUUAUCUCAGGAAAACUGUGAAUUGAAUGUAUGUAUGCAUGUAUGCAAAGAGCCACCAUAAUGCAAUCGCACCUAAAUAGGACCAAAUAGUUUGUCAACAUCACUUCUCUACUGGUAUGGAUUUACACAGAAAUUUUAUGAUCACGUUUUCUUUUAUUUCCACAUCUUAAAUCAUGCUUUAUAAUCUUUUGCUACCUCCCAAUUCAAAAGCUGUCAGCUCAUCUCAUAUAUCUAAAUACAGCAUUCAAAUGUUUGCGAGCACAUGAUUUAAAAUUAAUUGCUGUGUGUGGUCAUGGAUACUUCAAGCUCUUGAACGUAACGCAGAGUCAAGAACAGGCGGUACCUUUCCAAGCACUUGGUGUCUAAUUUUAUUUGCUAUUUCAGCAGGUCAACUGUUUUAUAACUACCUGUUUUUCCUUUAUGUCUGAUGCUAAGGACCACUUGGGUUGAUCAGUCUGGAUAGAGGAAAUAUGUUUAUUGACUGACCGGUAGAAAAGGAGGAGAACUCUUUGAAAACAAGCCAAUUCAACUGCUUGAAUGAUUUAGUAUGAACAACACCAACAAGAGUGUAUGACUAAAAAAAUACAGGAUAUUUUGAGGUGUUGCUAUGCUAUUCAAAGCAGCCUGGAUGGUGUCUUAUUUGAGUUUCACUACAGUGUUUAUCUGGCUGGUGUGUGACCUUCAUUUAGAGCUCUGCCUAUGCAGGAGGGGUUGGAGCUGACAACUCCUCCGUGGCGCUGGCUUCAGCUUCAAAAAUGGUUUUCUCUGGCAUCUGACAAGUGGGCGUUGUCUCACUUCUGACCUUUUAUGGGGAGCUGCUGGAAGUAGGUUGUUGCUCGGUUGAAAUCAGCUUCAUGACAAUAGCCCCUGCCUGCAUUAAUAAAUCUGCUCCCAUGAGAUUUAUUGGAAAGCUGUGCCAAACCAGUGCCCAUUGUUUGCACUGUAUUGAGUUAUUAAUGUUUACAAGUUGCACCUUUCUUAGCUCAAACAUUAGCACAGUCCAACUAGUCUCCUGACAUGAAAGACACUAAUGAUGACUUUAGUGAGUGAAUGCGCCAAGAACAUGUCCCAGUGGAAAACUAAGCAGCGAGUUUCACAUUUGGAACCGGCUGAAGCUCAUCUCGUUUUCAGCUCAUGAGUCUGCUUUAACUUUCAAAAAUAAAUCAGGAAAUGCUUGAGGAUCAUUGACCCUAGUGACCAUUUUGAGUCACUAUCAAAAAGAAGCCCCAUACCCUUCAAGAAGCUGUUUUAGUUCCUUAACCCUCAAACACUAUCACCAGGUGCUUUACACUCGACCAAACAUGUUUACAUGAUUUUCAUUAUGUUGCAUUUGUGUGAGUAUCAUGGGUCCCUGGGUAACUUCAGCAUCGCCUUUGACAUCUUUAAAGGCCUAUUUGUUUCCCUGAUCCAAAACCUGAUUUUUCCUACAGGCACGUGUUCGGGUGAUUUUUACCCGGCAAUAGUGAUAGAGGGUAAAGUAGGUUUGGUGGAUUUGAUAGCUGCAGGUAGGCGAAUAAGUUAAUUAAGAGUAGUCCUGGAAUUUGAAUGCUAUCUUUAUUUAGCACAGUAGUUAUGAAUAACAAUCAUAAAGUAGUGAUUUUCAAGGGAAUUCAUAUGGUGAUAAGAAAUAUUUUAGACAGCUGGUCAUAUUCACUCACUCAAAAUCUGCCAUAUUUUGCUUCUCUCUCCUGCAGCUGCUAUUGUGCCAAGGACCCAGAGGAGUCUUCACCAGGGUACACUCACAUGCCCCGGGAAUGAGUGGAAAAGAAACUAUGUUUACAGUUUCUAUAUAUAUGUAUAUUUUUUUGCAAACUUUUGGUUCAUGAAUGCCUAAUUUCAGUUAUUCUGUUGCAUUUUUAUAUGGUCCCCUCAUGGCACUUCCCUCCCUUUGGACAUUGCACAGUUAAAAAUAAAAGAAAACUACUUUAA